AUGGAUAGUUUGAGAGGAAAAGGCUAUACAACACAAACUUUGGGGGAUGUUUCCCUGGGAAAUGAAUGGAAUCCUGAGGUUAUUUUCCAGAUUUUUGGGGAGGAAUUAGGAAAUCGUAUCAUUAAUAUUCCUAGAAUUCCUUUUCCUCACAAGGAUCAAGUCUUUUGGAAACAAAAUCCAGCAGGGAAGUUCUCUGUGCGUGCUGCCUACAUUUCUGCAACUAUGGACAGAUUUGCACCAGAAGAGGAAGUUUGGAAAUGGAUUUGGGAGGCGGGCAUUCAUCCCAGGAUUUCAGUCUUCUUAUGGAGGGCUUUGACCGAGGCUAUUCCUACAAAGAAUCGUCUUCAUUUUUUGCAGGAUAAAACUUGUAACUUAUGUGGUGUGGAGGAUGAAAGUGCUUGUCAUAUUCUCUGGAAAUGUAGUUUUUCGAAAGCAGUAUGGUUUGGAUUUCGUUUGGCUCUGAAAUUGGAUGAUAUUCCAUCUGAUAAUAUGAUUAGCAUGUUUAAAGCCUUAAUCGAUACACUGGGGGAUACUGAUAGGAAGGAAUUGAUAAGUUAUUUUGGCUGCAUCAUGACCGAGAUUUGGCACCAGAGAAAUUCCUUCUGUAUUAAGGGCCAAGUUGUUAAUGUGCAAAUGGUUUUGGCAAAAAUCGAAAAGAAGGCAGAGGAGCUGAGGCAUGCGAUGUCUGCAACUCCCAGUCGCAAUGGUGGAAUUUCAGAUGGUUUGGAAAGGCAGGGAUCGGGAGAGUUCAGUGACUCGAUGUACAACAACUUCCCUACUGGUUCUUGCAAUUUUGUCUUCACUGAUGCAUCGUGGGUGAAGGGUACUGCUGGUGUAGCUGCUAUAACUGUGGAUGUGUCAACAGGCUGCUGGUUUGUCAAUGCGCAAAAGUUACGGGUGGACUCGACUUUGGAAGCUGAAUUCUCAGCUAUAAUACUUGCUCUAAACAGGGCUUAUGAUGCAGGGUGGAAGGAAGUGUGUGUUCUUUCAGAUUCUAAAAUUGCAGUACAGGCUUUGUCAUCAAAUUCUCUUCCUGACUGGAGAGUAGCUAGUGUGUUUUAUUUAUCUUUAAACUUGGCUAAAAAGUUUCGUUUAUGUUGUUUUUCCUUUAUUAAGCGUAGUUGUAAUGCCGUGGCUGAUGGUGUAGCUAAAAACGCUAGAAUCUCUAGUGAUUUGGCAAUUUUGUAUCAAGGGGAGGGCAAUCCCCCGGUGAUUCCCAUCAAUUUUCUUAAUUAA
Messenger RNA from Cannabis sativa, 1236 nucleotides. RefSeq lists its product as uncharacterized. The transcript has a single exon. The record is from RefSeq and is a predicted model, not a curated record. Bases 1 to 1236 code for a protein of 411 amino acids. NCBI's taxonomy places the organism in Eukaryota, Viridiplantae, Streptophyta, Magnoliopsida, Rosales, Cannabaceae. Gene Ontology annotation, molecular function: RNA-DNA hybrid ribonuclease activity; nucleic acid binding.